Messenger RNA from Siniperca chuatsi (mandarin fish), 5696 nucleotides. RefSeq names its product transcription initiation factor TFIID subunit 4-like. The record is from RefSeq and is a predicted model, not a curated record. The transcript is spliced from 15 exons. Bases 443 to 3667 code for a protein of 1074 amino acids. Gene Ontology annotation, molecular function: RNA polymerase II general transcription initiation factor activity; DNA binding; protein heterodimerization activity. Gene Ontology annotation, cellular component: transcription factor TFIID complex. Lineage: Eukaryota; Metazoa; Chordata; Actinopteri; Centrarchiformes; Sinipercidae. Gene Ontology annotation, biological process: DNA-templated transcription; transcription initiation at RNA polymerase II promoter.
GAAGUAAAUGAGACAAUUAAGCAUUGGAUGCUUAACAGAGGUUUGAGAUUCAGCCAUUCUAUCAUAUCGCGAUAUUACACGGGCUGCCUUAUCUCCUCCACCCUGCUUCCAUAUCGCCAGAUAAUAGAUUUUUAGAUGUAGAAAAUGUAUAUAUACCGCAUUUGUUUUUGACACAUUAAAUUGCACGAUUUUUCAUUACAAACCCUGAAACUUAGUCACCUGCAAAGUAUGUCACGGAUGCCAUAUAUCCUACUUUGGAAUUGUUAUGUAAUUACUCUAAUACAACAGUUCUUCAUUAUAGCCUACCUCAUUAAAGUAGAAAAAUCAUGAAAAAUACAGCUAGGAUGCCCCCUCAUCUAAUGACGUCAGAUUCAUUCCCACAAUGCCUAGUAACACGCAGGCGCACUGUAAAAAAAUAGAAGACAGCUAUCUGUGAUCAGAGAUGGCGGGCGCCUCCGACCCCCUGGAAGAUAUGCUCUUUUCAGAGGUGGAUGAAAAAGCUGUGAGCGACCUAGUGGGCUCAUUGGAGUCACAGCUUGCUGGACAAAGCAACCCGGCAGGUAAAACAGACGAAAACGGAGGCGCUGGCUCAGUGGCCCCCGCUAACCAUCACUUAGGAAAAACGCUACCAGCUCCACUGGGCACCACAACACUAGAACAACAACAACAAGGACGGCGUAAUAAACCUGAGAUGCGCCAGGAGAUCAACUCUAAAGACAUUAGCCCGGAUAAAACUGUCACAUCUCCCUCUCUGGGCUGUACCCCUUCUUUUGGCGAGCCUUCCACCACUUCGGCUGCCGGUGUGAACGCCACUAGCAGCGGUUCGCAAUCACAUGGAGCAUCCAUCACAACACUGACUGCAUCUGGUCUGUCAACUCUGGCAUCUACGCCAGCCAGCAUCAGCACCACAUCCAGCCGGGGCUCUAAGGUUACCCCGGGCACAGGUGAGACGUCGGCAGAAGCGAACCCGCCGAGAAAACGCAUAAGCACACCACGGAGGAGCGCUUCGGCUCGGAUAAAGAGUUUGAACGGCGCAGCUGUAACGACGAGAAGGAACAGCACCACAGCGGUGGCUGAAAACCUUAGCUCUGUGGAUUCCAGUGCAACUACAGCAAACUCUACUCGACCGGUGACAUCCUCUAUCAACACUUCGACUUUCACCUUAUCUAACACUAGCCUCACUGUAGGUCAGUCGGCUAUUGCGCUUGACCGGGGGACUCCUACCAUUGCUUUGCAUAGACUCCCGAGUCAUAUUGUAGCGAGCAUUGCCCAGAACGGCAACGGGACCAGUGUUUCGGCCUUGGUCCAGCAGGGCGCUCGCAUAGGACCCAACACCUCCUCAGCUUCACAGGGGAACCACAGCAAAACGGUCACAGACACUGGGGCUUCCAAAACAGACGAUUGUCAGUCGAAAAUUGUAAUGUCAAGCCAGCCUAGUAGUGUUAAUUCUGUAAUAAACACUGUUUCUCCAACGCCUUCUGUUGUUACACCAACAACAGCUACAACAGCAGCUACAACAACCACAACAGUAACCCAGCCUUUGAGCUCUGCCACAGCUGCUGCUUGUGUUACAGGGGUGGCAACAGGUUCUGUGUGUGGAACUGGUCAAACUACAUCAGUGACUACCACUAUUAGCAUGGUCAGGCCCACAGCCCCCUCUCCAACACCUGCUGUGGCCACCUCUGCACAGUCUCAACCCCGUCCUGGACUUACAGCACCUCAAAGGAUCGUAGCCCCCCAGCUGAUUGUCAGACCACCUCAACAGCAGACGACCAUUCAGCUGCCCCCUGGGUUUACCAUCCCACCUGGGAUGGUGUUGGUACGCACGGAGUUGGGCCAGCUAGUGAUGGUUCCUCAGCAGGCUUUGGCUCAAGCUCAGGCUCAAGCUCAGGCUCAGGCCCAGAACAACAUCUCUCCACGACCUGCCACCCCAACAACAGGAGCGUCCUUCAGAGUAUCAACUCCACAGUCUCCUGUGACCUCUCAGACCACCAGGCAGUGUUCUUUGACCCCGGCCAAGAUGGUACCGUCUGCCUCUCCCACUCCGUCCAGCCCUGCCCUCCAGACCUCCUCCUCUUCCUCUUCUUCCUCCUCCUCCUCCUGUCCUGCACUCCGCCCAAAGGGCCCUGUGGCGCCGUCCGUGGCUGUGACGGCUCCGCAGCAGACCCCCGUGGUUAUGGCCCCCCAGGCCCCGGUCCAGGCUGCCUCCCAGCCAGUGCAGCCUCCGCAGACGGCCAUCGCAGCGCCCCCCGGAGCUCCUGUCGUGUCCCAGGAAAUGCAAGAGAAUGUCAAGAAGUGUAAGAAUUUCCUGGCCACACUUAUUAAGCUGGCGUCUCACAAUUCUCCGUCCCCUGAGACUUCCAAGAACGUCAAGGCUCUGGUUCAGGAUCUGCUGGAUGCCAAGAUUGAACCGGAGGAGUUCACCAGCCGGCUGCAGACUGAGCUCAAGUCGUCUCCGCAGCCUUACCUUGUGCCCUUUCUCAAGAAAAGCCUCCCGGCCCUGAGACUGUCUUUGCUGAAUAGUCAGCAGUCCCUAAUCCAGCCCCCACAACAGGGAGUCAAACCAGCACCCGGCGGCACACCAACUGCCAUCGUGGCUGGGCCAGCUGUCCGCAUACGCCACCCUAACAGCGUCAGCACCACUACGAGUGCCAGUGCACUGCCCGCCGGGACGCUCGGACAUGCAGCUGCCAUGGGUAUCAAGACACCAGGCGCUGUCAGUGGCCAGGUCCGGAUGCCUGUGGUGAUCACACAGUCUGUCAGAGCGCAAGGCACAAUGGGGAAGGGAGCCAUCAUCCAAGCAGGCAAAAGUCCCGUGGGCUUGGCUGUUCAGAUCUCUGGGAAUCAGAAAAACAAGCUCAACGACCCUGGAGGAGGUUCUUUCAGGGAUGAUGAUGACAUCAAUGACGUAGCCUCCAUGGCCGGGGUGAACCUGAAUGAAGAGAGCGCAAGAAUACUCGCCACCAACUCUGAAUUAGUGGGAACGCAGAUCCGCUCAUGUAAAGACGAGGCCUUUCUCCAUCCGGGACUGCUCCAUCGUCGAAUUCUGGAAACAGCUAAGAAGUUUGGAGUUACGGAGGUCCCUAUGGAGGCGGUGACAUUCAUCUCACAUGCCACACAGUCACGACUUCGUACUGUGGUAGAAAAAGUUUCUACCAUCGCACAGCACCGACUGGACUCCUGUAAGGAUGAUGAGUGUUAUGAGCAGUCUGCAGACGUUCGCUCUCAGCUUCGCUUCUUCGAGCAGCUGGAGAGAAUCGAGAAGCAGAGGAAGGACGAACAGGAGAGAGAGAUCCUGUUGAAAGCCGCAAAAAGUCGCUCCAGGCAAGAGGACCCAGAGCAAGCUCGACUGAAACAGAAAGCUAAGGAGAUGCAACAACAGGAACUGGCCCAGAUGAGGCAGCGAGAUGCCAACCUCACAGCACUAGCCGCCAUUGGACCCCGCAAAAAACGUAAAGUGGAUUCACCAGGGGCCACCCCAUCAGGGACAGAGGUUUCAGGCAGCACGGCAGGCUCACUGGCCAGCUCCUCCACCCCGUCCACCUCAUCGCGCCAGUACACACGGCAACGCAUCACUCGCGUCAACCUCAGGGACUUAAUUUUCUACAUGGAGCAGGAGAGAGAGACCGCCCACUCCCUCCUCCUUUACCGUGCCCUGCUGAAGUAGCCUCUGCUCUGCUCAGCGCCCACCUCAACCUCCUCCUCCUUCCCAGCCACGUGCCUUCAAAUCAGGUCUAAUGUUUCAGCUCUGUGUCUCCAUAUGUACUGUAGUGACGUUUGAUGUAGCUUUUAAUAGGGCGAGAGAGAGAGAGAGAGAGAAAAAAAACGUACAAAAAUAAUACUGUUGUUCCGCGUCUUCUCCGUUUAGAUUCACAGUGAGAGUGUAGUCAUUCAGUUCAAAGGCCAUAUCAAAUUAUUUGUGUUGAAGUUGAAUUUGUUAAAGGAACAAAGUGGUUUUUGUGUCGCAGGACUGGUUCCGUGUAUGUUGGGUAGAUAUUUAUUUGACGUCGUUGGCAGUAGCUUCAAUGAACCACCUCAAAGUAAGGAUUAUUUUGGCGAAGAGAAUUAUGCUCAAUACAGUCUAUGAUAUUCUCCACAAGCUAUUUGUUGAACAUAGUUCAAUGAAUGUAGUUUAGCUGAACUCAGUAACUGAGAGACUUUACUGAUUUCUAUACUGAGACACAGUCUUUUGAAACAUCAAGAUUCCAAAUAACAGCAUCACGUUCAAUUUCCUUACUGUAUGUGUAAAUAGUUCUUUUAGAAUUAUUUUACAGCAUGUAUAUUUUUAUCACAUGUAAGCAUUGUAAGAAAAGGAAUAUCCCAUGUGUCAGUAUUAUGAAACCUGAUGUUUUGUAUAACCAUGUGCUUUCAAUGAGUCAAAAUGAGACAGUUUAUUCUCUUAUUAUUCACCUGUAGAGUCCCCAAGACCAUACUGCGAAGGUCAUUAAACAAAACCAUAGUCGCACUAAGACACCAGUUUCUGAUUGGUCACCCUUGUUGAGUGAGUCAAUUUUUUUUUUUACCCACACAUAAUGUGAACAUUGUUUUUAUGACUAGAUGUUUGUAAGUUGUGUACUAUCAUGCUCACUUCUUCAAAAACUUACCAUGUUUAGAAGGUAAGUGUUGACUGGUGAGAGUAAAAACUCGGAUCAAAACAGACAUUCCAUUAUCUUUUCCUCUCACUGUCCGAUCUGCACAUUAAUGACCUUUGAAAAAAUUACAUUGCAACUAUUCUCAGUUUUGCUGGUGGGCCCCUGGAGCCCCCACCUACUUUUACAAUGACUGAAUGACAAAGGUUGUCCAUGAAACGGUUUAGUACUUGUAUCACAGCUGUAAAGUAAUGUUUAACUGUAGAAGGAAGCAGUUGAUUCCAGCCUAAAAUUUUCUUUCCCCCCCACAUUUUGUCUCUGUCUUUGUACUGAUUGAAGAGAGGAAUAAGACAAAACGCCUGCUUUUUACAUGUCGUGUGGCAUUGUUGCCUUGUUAUUAUCAUUUUUUGUUUUUUCGCAAAAUUUUAUUGUAUUAUGUAAUAUUGUCCAUCAUGUUUUUUUCUAUUUAACUAAAUAUCUUGGCCUCUAUGCAGCUCUUCUUGUCAUAUUGAAAUUUAUUUAAAUAUGGGUGACAUUUGAAACAAUUGUUGUGCAUUGUACAUUUUGACAGCACUUUUUUUUAUAUCUAUUUUACCUGACAACUGAAAGCUGUCACUGUAUUAUAGCAAAGAAAUUACUCUUUUAAGUAGUAAACAGUAUUGCCAACUUAUUUUUAACAAUUAAUAUAUUUUCUUUUGUUUUUGGAUUGGCUUUUAUGCUUAACACAUUUUCAUAACUUUUAUCUCCAAAAUACCAUGUUUUAAAAACAAGCACAACAAUAUCUAUUGUGGUGAUUUCAAAUGAUUUUAUUAGUGAUUUCUAUGGUUUCUGGUGGUUUUAACAGGAGGGCAUUUCUACUACUACUACUACAGCUUUUUAGCCAAAACAUUAGGACAAUAUUACUGAUGUAAACAGAUGGGGGAAAUAACAUUUAAAUGUAAGGAUGAUUUGUAAAUAUUGUUUACAAAACUAUGUGUUUAUUAGAACCACAUUAUUUUUGGUAAACUCUUGUACAUAUCUUUAAAAUGUCCUGUUUGUGUGAAAAAACAAUACUUAUGUAUUUGUACCUAUUUUGUAAAGGAAUAAAUAAGCUGUUUACUAAACUGA